CCCGAGUCGCCACCAAUUGUGCAGCUCCACACACCCACAAAACGAUACAAUGUCGACGCCUAUAGGUGUGAACUUGGAAAGAAGACACCACGCAGCACUAUGUGUUUCGACAUUCUCCGUUCACAAGCUGCAGGGGGGACUUGGAAGCCAGAAUAUACCCUCUCCUCCUUGUUCGCGUCUCUGAUGUCUGCGAUCGUAUCCUGUACGUAAUUCCCGGGUACGAGUAGAUGUCGCAACUGACUUCGUACUGCUACUACUAGUCUACGUUACACAGCAGUAUGGUGGAGAAGUACCCGAAUACGUGACCAUGGAGAAGCUCCAUACAGUCAAACGAGACGCCAAAGCGACUUACGAGCAACAUAAGAGCCACUUACCCAAUGUGCCAAGAAUUCCACUGGUCGAAGCAACAAUGGUACCUGCAAAGAGCCUUUUUGCCCCCCAAGAAAUACAAGCUGGAUGUCCUGUCAAGGUCACAUCGGAGCCAAUAUACCUACAAACUGGGUCUGACGAGGUGCAUUCGUUUGCGGUAGACCUGUCAGGCCUACAUGCAGAUAUUGUCUUUUCAGUCAUCUUGAGCAAUUCGAACGACGUGUUAGGAAGGGAAUCAGGCACAAUAUUGGUGCGUAAUGGAGUAACGGCGACCGCAGCGCGCAAACUUGCCAAUAGAAACACUGUGUGGUUCUAUCACGGCAAGCCGAUGAACGACGGAGAUAUGCGAUUACACGUAACGAUUGGCAGAGACCAGAUGACCUUUGCCUAUUACGAAGACGGUCGCCUGUAUGUCCAUGGGGAUUGUCCGGUAUCGCGAUUGUCUGCGGAACACAUUGGCGAUGUGAGAGACGUUCCAUUCUAUGUGCACAUUUACACGAAAGACAAGACGAGAAAUACUACAGCUUAUAAAGGGGCAGUCACUAUAAAUGUGCUUGAAAUUGAUGGAAAAGGCUAUAUUCACGAGUCAGUGGGCGAGGACGAGCGCAACGACUUUGGAUUUGAGAUGAUACAGCAUUCAGACACAACUUCUGGGCAGGACGUAGAGCCAGCAGCGCAAGAUGAUAGAUUGAGCAGUGCGCUGGCAGGAAUGAUGGUAACGUAGUUGCGUUUCCUAAUUGCUAAACGUCGUACGUGCCUAAUAAUACUGUACCUCUCACUUUUUCAUCGGCGGAGAGUUCUAACGAGUACAUCACUGCACAGAUGUUAGCUUUGGAGAUAUC
Molecule: messenger RNA, 1211 nt
Organism: Cucurbitaria berberidis CBS 394.84
Lineage: Eukaryota; Fungi; Ascomycota; Dothideomycetes; Pleosporales; Cucurbitariaceae
Exons: 1
Coding region: 308-1093 (261 amino acids)
Source: RefSeq, a predicted model, not a curated record